AUGUCGACCGACGCGCCCCUCCCCUUUGUGUACCAGUUCGCAGCAGGCGCUGUGGCUGGUGUAUCGGAGAUCCUGGUCAUGUACCCCCUCGAUGUGGUCAAGACUCGCGUGCAGAUUCAGGGCGCAAAACCAAUUCCUGGCGUGGACCACUAUUCAAGCAUGGUCGAUUGCUUCCGCAAGAUUGUCAAGAAUGAAGGCUUCUCCCGCCUGUACCGUGGCAUCACUGCUCCCAUCCUCAUGGAAGCACCGAAGCGUGCAACCAAAUUCGCGGCAAACGAUGAGUGGGGCAAGGUUUGGCGCAAUGCCUUUGGCGUCACCAAGAUGAACCAGUCGCUGUCUAUCUUGACCGGUGCUUCCGCUGGUGCGACUGAGGCCUUUGUGGUUGUGCCAUUUGAGCUGGUCAAGAUUCGGUUGCAGGACCGUGCUCAAGCAGCAAAGUACAACGGAAUGAUCGACUGUCUCACCAAGAUCAUCCGUCAAGAAGGUCCCUUGACCCUCUACCAAGGUCUGGAGUCUACCAUGUGGCGUCACAUUCUCUGGAACGCUGGAUACUUUGGUUGUAUUUUCCAAGUUCGUGCCCUCCUUCCCGCCAACCCCACCAAGGWCAAGAGCGUUCAGAUGCGAAWCGACCUCCUCAGCGGUGCGAUUGGAGGUACUGUCGGAACGAUCCUCAACACCCCCAUGGAUGUCGUCAAGAGCCGGAUACAGAACUCUCCCAAGGUGCCAGGCGGUGUGCCAAAGUAUGGAUGGGCGUGGCCAGCACUGGGAACUGUCAUGAAGGAGGAGGGUUUCAGCGCGCUAUACAAGGGUUUCUUGCCCAAGGUGUUGAGAUUGGGACCUGGAGGCGGAAUUCUGCUGGUAGUGUUCACUGGAGUCAUGGACUUCUUUCGUAAGAUGAGAGAUGAGAAGGCAGGUUUGAAGGCGUGA
Messenger RNA from Ramularia collo-cygni, 927 nucleotides. Its product is annotated as probable mitochondrial 2-oxodicarboxylate transport protein. Bases 1 to 927 code for a protein of 308 amino acids. The transcript has 3 exons. Lineage: Eukaryota; Fungi; Ascomycota; Dothideomycetes; Mycosphaerellales; Mycosphaerellaceae. Gene Ontology annotation, biological process: transmembrane transport. The record is from RefSeq and is a predicted model, not a curated record.